Aspergillus ochraceoroseus IBT 24754 is the source of this 2277-nucleotide messenger RNA. RefSeq names its product phospholipid:diacylglycerol acyltransferase. Bases 1 to 1893 code for a protein of 630 amino acids. Gene Ontology annotation, biological process: lipid storage; triglyceride biosynthetic process. The transcript is spliced from 3 exons. Gene Ontology annotation, cellular component: cytoplasm; perinuclear endoplasmic reticulum. NCBI's taxonomy places the organism in Eukaryota, Fungi, Ascomycota, Eurotiomycetes, Eurotiales, Aspergillaceae. The record is from RefSeq and is a predicted model, not a curated record. Gene Ontology annotation, molecular function: phospholipid:diacylglycerol acyltransferase activity.
AUGAUCCGCCGUCGUCCGGCCAAGGAUGACAACAAUGACGAUGGCCACCAGCGGCAGCCACCACAAAAAGACUCCGCAGACUUACCACCCCCGAAUAACUCUUCCUCGCCAGAUAUCAUCAUAGAAAAGCGCGAAUCAAAAUUUGCCUUUGUCACGAAACCGAAGAGUAAACGUCGCAAUGGACUUAUUUUCUUGCUGGGCGGCGUGUUCGGGAUUUUGUGCGCGGUCUUUUUCGCCAACCACCAGGAUGUUAUUAGUCUGGAGUCGCUGAUGGAUCUGAAUCUGGAUACCCUAAUGGAUGUAAUUCCGCAGAGUAUAAUGAGGGAUGUGCGGGAGUUGUCGCAACAUGAACGCGAUGCUGCCAGCUACGAUCCGUUCUCCAUUGGUCUGCAGCUCCAGGCACAGGGAAUUGAAGCGAAGCAUCCGGUGGUUAUGAUCCCCGGGGUGAUUUCAACGGGCCUGGAGAGCUGGGGAACAGGGACGGUAUCGCGGCUUUACUUCCGGCGCCGGCUCUGGGGUAGUUGGAGUAUGAUGCGCGCCCUGGUUCUCGACAAAGCGGAGUGGAAAAAUCACAUUAUGUUAGAUAAAACGACUGGGUUGGAUCCGCCGGGCAUCAAGCUGCGUGCGGCGCAAGGGUUCGAUGCUACGGAUUUCUUUAUAACAGGGUACUGGAUUUGGAACAAGAUUCUUGAGAAUCUCGCGAGUAUUGGGUAUGACCCGACCAAUGCGUUCACGGCCGCGUACGAUUGGCGACUUUCCUAUUUAAAUUUGGAAACUCGCGACCAUUAUUUCAGCCGACUUAAGUCCUACAUUGAAACCGCUGUGCUGGUGAGCGGGGAGAAGGUAACCCUAACCUCCCACAGUAUGGGCUCGCAGGUUGUGCUUUUCUUCUUCAAGUGGGUUGAGAACCCGGAGUACGGCAAGGGAGGCUCUGACUGGGUCAAUCGUCAUAUUGCGUCGUGGAUUAACAUCAGUGGGUGCAUGCUAGGCGCCGUUAAGGGUCUUACAGCCGUGCUCUCGGGUGAAAUGCGGGAUACAGCACAACUAAAUGCCUUUGCUGUGUACGGGUUGGAGAAGUUCCUGUCUAAGGAAGAACGCGCAGAGAUAUUCCGAGCUAUGCCAGGUAUUUCCAGUAUGCUCCCCAAGGGCGGAGAGGCCGUCUGGGGUAACUCGACCUGGGCUCCUGAUGACCAGCCUGGACAAUCAAUGACCUUUGGCAACCUCUUGAACUUCCGCGAGACCAACUCCUCCUGGACACGCCGCAACUUGACCGUCUCCCAGAGCCUAGAAUACUUACUCAACCAAAGUGAAGACUGGUAUCGUGAUCAAGUCCUCAGCAGCUACUCCCACGGUGUUGCACCCACCGCAGCCGAAGUUGAAGCAAAUGAGAAGGACCCUCGCACCUGGCUGAACCCCCUAGAAGCACGACUGCCUCUCGCCCCAGACAUGAAAAUCUACUGCUUCUAUGGCGUCGGCAAACCCACCGAACGCAGCUACUUCUACCACGAAGAGCCUGACCCACUCGUAAACCUAAAUGUCAGUAUCGACACAACCGUAACCAUUAAUGACGGCGCCGACCACGGCGUCCUCAUGGGCGAGGGAGACGGCACCGUCAACCUUAUUAGUACGGGAUACAUGUGCGCCAAGGGCUGGCACAUCAAACGAUACAAUCCCGCCGGUGUGAAAAUCAAGGUCUUUGAAAUGCCUCACGAGCCUGACAGGUUUUCUCCCCGAGGUGGUCCUAAUACAGGCGAUCAUGUCGAUAUCCUAGGUCGAGCCUCACUUAACGAAAUGAUUCUCCGCGUCGCCGGCGGCCGGGGCGACGAAAUCGAGGAGACCUUUGUCUCGCGGAUCCGGGAGUACGCAGAUAAAGUCAAGAUUCACGAAGAGUGACACAGUUUUCUUUCUUUCUUUCUUUCCCGUCUUUUUUUCCUCUCCUCUUGGUAUAAAUAAUACCUAGAGGUAAUGUAUAAAUAAACACACACCCUGAUGGGUGUUUCAUGCUUCAUUUGAUGAUUUACUCGCCUGUUUACGUUCCGGUUGUUCUGCUUAUUAGGAAGGGGAGUUUCAGAUAAAAUUAGACCUAUUAAACCUGUUUUGUCUGUCUUUUUGGCAUUUAUAUUUCAUUCUUUUUCUUGUUUUAAUUUUAUUUUACCUGCGCAGACAAGGUAUUCCAGGCAGAAGUCUUAGGAGGUAGAUACUUGGAUGGCGCUGCUUGAGCAGAGUGAUUUAUUCACCUGUAGUCAUUUUGUAACUUUAUUGUAUAUCUUAUAGGCC